UUGCCAGCUGUUGAUAAACAUUGAAGCAAUCAGUUUUUAUUUGUUCUAUUUUGAUAAUUAUUUAAGAAAAUUGCAUUUAUUUUAUAUAAAAAACAUGACCUCAACAGAUUUAAAAAUAAUUUUAGAAUUUAGUGCCGGUGCCGAGUUACUUUUUGGCAACAUUAAAAGACGUGAAAUUUCUUUGCCGGCAACAGAAAAAUGGACUAUUAAAAAUCUCUUAAAAUGGAUGCAUGCCAACAUUCUCACCGAAAGACCAGAAUUAUUUAUACAGGGCGAUACAGUGCGACCUGGAAUUCUGGUGUUGGUCAACGACACAGAUUGGGAAUUAUUGGGUGAACUGGACUAUGAAUUACAACAAAAGGAUAAUGUUUUAUUUAUUUCAACUUUACAUGGUGGAUAAGAAUAGUGACAAAUUACCUUUAUCGACUUCAAAACAAUAAAUUUAAAUAUAUAAAAUGAUCAUCCAAUAAAAAUAUAAUUUAUAGUUUAGCUAUUUAUUAAAAACUAUUUCGAACUCA
Messenger RNA from Calliphora vicina (urban bluebottle blowfly), 518 nucleotides. RefSeq names its product Ubiquitin-related modifier 1 (gene Urm1). Lineage: Eukaryota; Metazoa; Arthropoda; Insecta; Diptera; Calliphoridae. Gene Ontology annotation, molecular function: protein tag activity. Gene Ontology annotation, cellular component: cytoplasm; nucleus. Gene Ontology annotation, biological process: tRNA thio-modification; protein urmylation. The transcript has 5 exons. The record is from RefSeq and is a predicted model, not a curated record. Bases 95 to 400 code for a protein of 101 amino acids.